AUGGGCAGGGGUUCCCCAAAAGCUGUCGGGAGCGGUGGGUCGGAGUCAGCCGAGCCGGGCUCCCAGCCCUGCCCAGUCUCCGUGCUGGUUGUACUGGGCAGCCGGCCGAGGAGUGACGCAGUGCUGACACGGCCCUGUGCAGGUGACAGCUCGCAGCAGCACAGUGAAGAAUUAGGACACUCCUGGUCUGUGACCCCGUGGGUUCUGUGGGAUAACCAGACACUCAGCUUGGCAGAAGCGACCCAGGGGGGGUUCCCCGCCCGUCUGAGAGUCCUGCUGGAGCUGGAGGGGAUGCGGCUGCUGCUGGAGCUGGAGCAAAACUGGGAGCUGGUGCAGGGCACCGGGGCACUGCUCUAUUACCUGCCUGACGGCACACGGGUGAUCCAGGAGCCCAGCGAGCAGGAGCACUGCUGCUAUCAGGGGACAGUACAAGGCUUCCCUGGCUCCUGGGCCAACCUCUGUGCCUGCGCUGGACUCAGCGGCCGCCUCUGGCUGUCGGACAGCAGGAGCUACACGCUGGAGCCGGACACCAGCAGCCCCCAAGGGCAACACGUGGCAUCCCACCUUCGGGUGGUCCAGCUGGAGCCGCAGAGCUGUGGGCAGGGCCCCCGCCCCGGGGCAGAGACAGCAGAGCCCCUCUGGCCACAGAGGGACAAGCGGGAAGCAGCAGAGCAGCGCUUUGUGGAGCUGGUGAUGGUGGUGGACCACGCUGCGUUCCAGAAUUACCCCAGCCUACAGCGUGUUCGCACCCGGACCCUGGAAAUUGCCAACCAGGUGGAUGUGUUUUUCCGUCCCCUGGGAGUGCGGGUGGCCCUGCUGGCAGUGGAGGUCUGGAGCGAGGGUGACAAGAUCGCGGUGGGCAGCAGCGCCCGGGCCGUGCUGGAGCGGUUCCUGCGCUGGCGUCAGGAGGAGCUGCUGCCCCAGCUGCCCCACGACAAUGCCCAGCUCCUGACGGGCGCCCACUUUGUUGACGUCUCAGUAGGGAUGUCGACUCAAGCCUCUAUGUGUUCCCCCACACGCUCCGGGGGGGUCAGCAAGGACCACUCUGUCAGCGUCCUCGUCAUGGCCUCCACUGUGGCCCAUCAGCUGGGGCACAACCUGGGCAUGCGCCACGACAGCGCCGGGCGCCUCUGCGACUGUGGCGACCUCCGGCACGACCGCGGCUGCAUCAUGGCACCGCCUACGGGGUUGACACCUGGCUUGAGCUUCAGCAACUGCAGCCGGCAGGACCUGGAGCAGAGCUUGCAGCAGGGCCAGGGUUGGUGCCUCUCCAACGUCCCCGAGCCCCAGCUCCUGACUGGGAGCCCCACCUGUGGGAACCACUUCGUAGAGCUGGGCGAGGAAUGCGACUGCGGCCUCAGUGUGGAGUGCACCGAUCCUUGCUGCAACAGCAGCUCCUGCCAGCUGAUGCCAGGGGCCGUGUGUGCCAGCAAGGACACCUGCUGCCAGGACUGCCAGCUGCGCCGUGCUGGACACGUGUGUCGGGAGCUGCUGGGCGAGUGCGACCUGCCCGAGUUCUGUGACGGGGUCUCACCGCGCUGCCCCCCUGACACGUUCCUGCAGGACGGGCAGCCCUGUGCCGGCGGGCGGGCACGCUGCUACAGCGGGGCCUGUGCCACCUACGAGGGGCAGUGCCAGCAGCUGCUGGGGCCAGGUGCCAGUCCUGUCUCCAGCUCCUGCAUGGCUGCUCUGAACACAAGAGGGGACGAACGUGGGCACUGCGGGCAGCUCCCCAACGGCUCCUAUGUCACUUGCACCCAGCAGGACACCAGCUGUGGGAUGCUGCAGUGCCAGCGCAGCAGCACCCAUGGGGAGAGACCAGAAGGGUCCUGCCAGGGGACCCCGCUGCCUGGGGACGAGGACGUGACCGAUGCAGCCAUGGUGCUGCCUGGCACCACCUGUGGCCCCAGGAAGAUGUGCCUCCAGCACCGGUGCCAGGACAUCUCCGUGCUGAGUGACCAGCAGUGCCAGAACAAAUGCCACGGACACGGGGUGUGCAACAAUCACGGGCACUGCCACUGUGAGCGGGGCUGGGCCCCCCCAGCCUGCGACAGCCCCGGAGUGGGGGGCAGCCAGGACAGCGGCCCUGCCAGCCUUGAGCGAGGGGGAAGCGCCCUGCCCACGGCCCUGCUGCUGAGCGCGCUGCUGGGGCUGGCGCUGGCACUGGGGCUGUGCCGAGCCCGCCGUGCCGGCCUGCUGGCACCAGGCCAUGCCUACCUGCCAGGCUGCACGCAGCUGGCACUGCACGUCACCGCGGCCUUCGCUCCCGGCCACAAACUGGACGGCUCCUCUUCCUCCCCCAGCCUCGCACAGGGGAGGUAA
This is a messenger RNA of Cyanistes caeruleus (blue tit), 2322 nucleotides long. The record is from RefSeq and is a predicted model, not a curated record. Lineage: Eukaryota; Metazoa; Chordata; Aves; Passeriformes; Paridae.